AUGGUGUCCCUAGGCGGUUUCCGAAUGGCGGAGGACGAGGGUGCGUCUCAGCCAUUGCUGGUUGAUUGCGAGACUGGGGAGGCGGUUUUGGGGAUCGGAGCCGCUGGAGCAGGCAGGGAGCGACGAAUCGGGGGCUCCUCGCGACAGGGGACAUCUAGCCCGGAUGGCAUGGGCGUGAGGUGGUCAUGGGAGGUGGUGUGCAAGCUCUUUGGUCUGGUGGUCCUAUGCUGGCUGCUGGUCUUCUCAUUGUCAGAGCUGGUGAGUAGGAUGGGCCAGUCACCACAAAGCCACAGCACCAACCUGGGUGUGCCGACGCUCGUGAGCCUCUUUGUGCUGCUACUAGCGCUGUGGUACCUUCGGCGGGGGCCGGCUGUGCCGGAUGCUGUGGGUCCCACAGAGCGCAGUCUGUUCACGGGGGCAGGGAGGUCGCUGGGGAUCGAGGUCUGGAGGAUUCAAGACUUCGUGCCUGUUCUGGUGCCCCAGGCAGAUGUGGGGAAGUUUGCAAAAGGCGAUGCAUACAUAGUUCUGCACACAUACCUCCGCUUCAAUGAAAAGGCAUAUAAACUGCACUUCUGGAUUGGCAGCCAGAGCAGUCAGGAUGAGGCUGGCAGUGCUGCGAUCCUUUCAUCCCAACUGCAGAAAGAACUGGGCAGUACGUUCACACUGUACAGGGAACUGGAAGGGGAAGAGUCAUCGGCAUUUUUGGAGCUAUUUCCACGAGGUCUGCGCUACUCCACCUCAACAAACCACCGCUCUGGCUUUGUGCCUGUUCAACCAGAGCCUGAAGCCCCCAAGGCCAAGAUGUUCCAGAUUAAUGGCGGCACAACUGUGCACGUUGCGGAGGUGCCCCUGUGCCUCAAUUCCCUCAACAAUAGCGACUGCUUUCUGUUGGACGAUGGGCAGAGGUUGUACCAGUGGAGCGGCCAGCAUGCAACACGGGCAGCCAAGUCCAAGGCGUUUGACAUGACACUGUCAAUCAAAGAUGACCGCCGGCAGAAAAUACAGGUGAUUGUGCUGGACCCUGGCGACAUGGAAAGUGAAGAUGCCAAGGAAUUCUUUGGAAAACUGGGCUGUGAGGACAUGGCGGCUGUGCGGAUCCCCGACACCAUAAUGGAUGAACAGAUAUCGGCCCGCUUCUCACCCCCAGUGCUGUAUGAGGCAGGCGAUGGUAUGUUUGUGGAGGUUGCAAGGGAUCGCCUGAGGCAUGACAUGCUCCGCCAUGAUGCGGUGUUUAUUGUCCAGUCUGGGGAAUCUGUGUUCCUGUGGGUGGGACGAAAUGUGACAAAGUUGAAAAGGUCACAGGCUGCAACUGUCACUGCAUCAAAGUUCCUGGAUUGGAGGAGCAUGGACAAGCAGCAGAUUGUGAAGGUUGUGAGGGACCAAUUUGAACCACCAAUCUUCAAGGAGAUCUUCCACAAAUGGCCGAAGGAGGUGGUCGUCCCCGUCCUUUCAGACCUUUGUUCAUCUAGAUCAGGCAGUCUGAGCACAGAGCUCAGCACUCCUGUCAGGGGCGAGAUGGACAUGGCUGCCAUAGUAUCAGGGGGGAUUGACGAUCGUGAGGGCAUCGACGAGCUGAGUGGGACUGCCACAGUUUGGUGGUGCCGGCAAUUUCGUCUGAAGCCAUGGCCAGUGGAACGAUAUGGGGAAUUCUAUUCAGGGCACUCCUAUGUUGUGCAGUACACUUUCAAGAGUGGGUCGCGGCACACUGUUUAUUUCUGGCUUGGGCGGGACUCAUCUGUCACUGACCAGGGGGUGGCUGCCACCAAUGCUGCCAAGAUGGCUGAAGGUAUUAGUGAAGUGACAGGGGAAGCGAGCGCCUCAAAGGAAAACAAGGAGUCGUGGACGACGGUGCGUGUGCCUCAACACAAGGAACCUGGGCAUUUCUGCCGCAUCUUCAAGAGCAGUGUGAUUGUGCAUUCUGGAAAGUUCAGUGAAGAUGAGAAGGAGAUCACAGGGCCGGAGCUGUACCGUGUCAGGAGCACAACCCGGCACAACUUGCAUGCUGUUCAGGUGAGGGUGUCGGCACAGUGUCUGGAUUCACGAAACUCAUUUGUGGUUGUGGAUGGGGAGGGUGCGACACUCUGGCAUGGCAAGGCAAGCUCAGGCAGGGAACGGGACACUGCCCAGAACGUUGCUAUGCGACUGGCCUCCACAACAAGGCGCGAAAUUACAGAAGGGGAGGAGGAUGAGGCAUUUUGGAGCUUGAUUGGAGGCCAGCGAUCGCAUGCAACAGGUUCCUUGUUGCCACCCAAGGGCUGCAAUGUGCGGCUCUUUCAAAUAGAUGAAGUGAGGACAUCUGGUUCGGGCAGCCAUGUGGAGGAGAUAUUCAAUUUCGUGCAAGAGGACUUGUGCGAUGAUGAUGUUAUGAUGCUGGAUGCAUGCACCAAGGUGUUCCUGUGGGUGGGUCGGAAUGCAAAGGCUGGCAGAAAACCAGCUGCCUCAGAAGUCGCAGCCAAGUACAUCAAGGUGAAGAGCAAGAUCCAGGGCAGCGAUGCUGGCACCCCUGUGGAGUUUGUGGAUGCAGGGCACGAGCCACCCGAUUUCACCUGCCACUUCUGGACUUGGGAUCGAGCAGAGGAGCCCCUGCAGCAUGUGGGAGGGAUGGAAGCAGCAGAGGAGAAGGCCUCGACUUCGGCAGUGCAUGGGGGAGACCAGGGGCAGCCACACUUGAAGAAAGUCGUGUCAUACGUGUCAUUGCAAACGAUGGGACCUUCGGAUGGCGUUGACCCAAACGCCAAAGAAGACCACCUGUCGGAUGAACAGUUCGUCGACUUGUUCAAGCAGACGAGAGAAGAAUUUCGUGCACUACCCCCUUGGCGCAGGAAAAUGCUGAAGAAGCAAGUGGGCCUGUUUUAG
Molecule: messenger RNA, 2856 nt
Organism: Ostreobium quekettii
Lineage: Eukaryota; Viridiplantae; Chlorophyta; Ulvophyceae; Bryopsidales; Ostreobiaceae
Source: the annotation of a GenBank genome assembly